AUGCAACCAAUCAUUUUAUACUCCCACGAUAUCGGCCCGAAUCCCUGGAAAGUAGCAAUUAUCCUUUCAGCCCUGGGACUCGAAUACAAGACUGUUUUUGUCAGCUUCGAUGAAGUCAAACUUCCCCCUUUCACCGAUAUCAACCCGAACGGCCGUCUCCCAGCCAUCAUCGACCCAAACCAAAAGAUCACGCUGUGGGAAUCCGGCGCUAUCGUCGAAUAUCUCAUCGACAUGUACGAUGUCUCACACAAACUGAGCUACGAAACCCUCCCCGAAAAAUACCACACCCAGCAAUGGCUCCAUUUCCAGAUGUCCGGCCAGGGUCCUUACUAUGGCCAACUGUUCUGGUUCAAACAGCAGCCUACGCCUGAGUCUGUUGCUAUCAAGCGGUACGCCAAUGAAAUUAGACGGGUAACCGGUGUUUUGGAGAAAGCACUGGAAGGUCGGGACUGGCUUGUUGGGGACAAAUGUACUUAUGCAGACUUGUGCAUGGUACCUUGGCAGGAUCUGGUGCCUAUGUACUAUGCAGAGGAGGUUGGAGAUAUCCUGCGCGACUUCCCUGGUGUUAGUGCUUGGAUGGGAAGAAUGAAGGAAAGAGAGGAUGUGCAGAAGGUUCUGCGCGAGAAGAGCGAGGCUAUGGAGAAGAUGGCGGCCCAGAAAUAG
Messenger RNA from Penicillium verrucosum, 663 nucleotides. Its product is annotated as glutathione S-transferase family protein. NCBI's taxonomy places the organism in Eukaryota, Fungi, Ascomycota, Eurotiomycetes, Eurotiales, Aspergillaceae. The transcript has a single exon. The record is from RefSeq and is a predicted model, not a curated record. Bases 1 to 663 code for a protein of 220 amino acids.